AAGGGGAUCCAGGGUUGAAACAAUAAAGGAUCUCGAGGAGAAGAGAGGAGCCAGGUGAAGGAGAUUCACACAUGAAAAAGAGAAGAUUCUUUACUUCCUCCUCGCAACGACUAAACUCUUAAUUCGCGAGCAGUCGGUCAUCUGGCGACAUUCAUCACUACUACAGUACACUGCACUGGUGGGGCCACAGCGGAUGGGACUUUCCGUUGGCGAGCCCUGAAGCCAAGCCUGCAGUUCCGAAUGGCUGCUCUGAUCUUAGGGAGGUUUAGCAUAUCAUUGGGCUGUGGUUGUGCAGUAGCGCUAGGAGGGAAUUGUACUGUAGACACGGCACGGCUCCUCACCGUUUCAAGGCAGUUGACCGUUGUCUCCUGCCGACACGCGAGUCUAGACCACCAGAGGCUUCUUGUUCAUAGAAUCAUGAUUAUAGCUGCAGCAUGUUCGAACUUUACUUCACUGCCGUCAUGUCAUAAACUUUUGCUAACUUCUCUCUCUCUCUCGGAGCUGGUUCCACAAACCUAUUUCAGGAUAUUAUCUAUCUAUGCAGCAGGGGUGUCCAGUCAGGGUUGGACAGCAAAUGAAUCCUGAAUCCUCGAUACCGAAUCAUGUUGCAUCUUGGUUCCCUUCAGCUUGGCCGG
Messenger RNA from Mollisia scopiformis, 635 nucleotides. RefSeq lists its product as uncharacterized. Bases 241 to 585 code for a protein of 114 amino acids. The transcript has a single exon. NCBI's taxonomy places the organism in Eukaryota, Fungi, Ascomycota, Leotiomycetes, Helotiales, Mollisiaceae. The record is from RefSeq and is a predicted model, not a curated record.